AUUUUUUUUUAUGUAAAGUGUCUUUGAGUAUUUAGAAAAGCGCUUAUAAAUAAAAUGUAUUAUUAUUAUUAUUAUUAUGGGGAAGUGGGAACAGGUGGAACUUACAAGAUGAUGAUGAGAGUUAGUACAUGACCAUUUCAGGCCAAGGCCUCAAUUAUUUCCAGAAAAUGAUUAUUUCCCCUGAACAUAUGCAUAUUUCCAACAAACUAAAUACCUAUAAUGUCUUUGUGGGGAGAAAAUUGGUGGUAAAAAUGUGUGAGCACUACAUUGUAAGUCUGGUUUAUAUUUGUGGUGUCUAGUAAGCUCUUGUUGGCAGAACAUACACCUUUGCAUGAUACAGUAAUAAAAAAUAACACAAUGUGAAUUUUGAUUUGAUUUACUUGAUUUUGAUACAAUUUAAUCUUCAGUUUGAUGAUGUGAAAGUUACGCAAACAUAUGUUGGACUGUUGCCUUUGGAGUGUCAACAGCUCAAGGUGACAAAAUGACAGGUCAUGACACAGUGACAUUUUAUAGAGCAUUCUUAAAUAUAUAUUAUUUUAGUCAAACUCAUCUGACGCUUCUUUUAGAUAUUGCUCUGUAGUAAAAUGUAUGUAGGUUAAAUAUGUAUAUAAUAUCAUAAUUUUGUAAUAUUGUAAAAUAGUAUAAAAUAGCAUUGCAGUUCAUCUGUUUAUGUCAUGUGACAGAAUGGGAUUUGGAUUUGGGACAUUGGAUUGUUUGCCAGGAAAGCCAAGAGCCAGGUUGAGAUAACUUGUUACGUCUGUGACAUUUUUAAUUCAUCUUUUACUCUGUUUGUCUAAUCUGCAUGUUCAGGGCAUGGUAACAUUGGUGACAACUAAAGCUGAUAUUUAGUUAAUGAUACAUUGCGAUGUGCACACAGUCAGCAAAAACUGUAGACUUUAAAAGGUGGCUUCUGGCUGCAGUCAUUUACAUUCACCAGCCAUGAGGGUGCUUGUGCUAGCUUUCACUGUAGCCCUUGCGGCGGCCAACCACAUCAACUUUGUACCAGAGUUUUCUGCUGGAAAGACCUACGUGUACAAAUAUGAGGCACUCCUCAUGGGCGGCCUGCCCGAGGAGGGUUUGGCACGGGCUGGAGUGAAAGUCAUUAGCAAAGUUUUGAUCAAUGCAGCAUCACCCGACACCUUCAUGCUGAAGCUGGUAGACCCUGAAAUCUUUGAGUACAGUGGCAUCUGGCCCAAAGAUGCUUUCAUCCCAGCCACCAAGCUCACCUCAGCCCUGGCUGCUCAGCUUUUGACACCCAUCAAGUUUGAGUAUACCAACGGUGUUGUCGGCAGAGUGUUUGCACCAGCUGGCGUCUCUGCAACUGUUCUGAAUAUCUACAGGGGAAUCCUCAACAUCUUCCAGCUGAACAUCAAGAAGACUCAGAACGUCUACGAGCUGCAAGAGCCUGGUGCUCAGGGUGUGUGCAAGACCCAUUAUGUCAUCAGUGAGGAUGCAAAGGCUGACCGCAUCCUGUUGACCAAGACCAAGGACCUGAACCACUGCCAGGAGAGAAUCAUUAAGGACAUCGGUUUGGCUUACACAGAGAAAUGUGUUGAGUGUGAGGCUAGAGGAAAGACCCUGAAGGGAGCUGCUGCUUUUAACUACAUCAUGAAGCCUACAGCCACAGGUGCUCUGCUCUUGGAGGCAACUGCUACAGAGCUCAUCCAGUUCUCACCUUUUAACAUCUUGAAUGGCGCUGCCCAGAUGGAGGCAAAGCAAAUCCUGACCUUCCUGGAGAUCGAGAAGACCCCAGUGAUGCCCAUCAGAGCUGAUUAUCUUCACCGUGGAUCCCUGCAGUACGAGUUUGGCAGUGAGCUUCUCCAGACACCCAUCCAGCUUCUGAGGAUCAGCAAUGCUGAGGCUCAGAUUGUUGAGGUUCUGAACCACCUGGUGACCUUCAAUGCGGCCAAGGUCCACGAAGAUGCCCCUCUGAAGUUCAUUGAGCUCAUCCAGCUGCUGCGUGUGGCCAGAUAUGAGAGUAUUGAGGCCCUCUGGACUCAGUUCAAAGCUAGACCAGAUUACAGGCACUGGAUCCUGAAUGCUGUCCCUGCCAUUGGUACUCAUGCUGCUCUGAGGUUCCUCAAGGAGAAGUUCCUCGCUGCUGAACUGACUAUUGCUGAAGCUGCUCAAGCCCUGCUGGCAUCUGUACACAUGGUGACAGCUGACCUGGAGGCCAUCAAGAUUGCUGAGGGCCUGGCUAUGAACAACAAGAUCCAAGAAAACCCAGUUCUGCGUGAGAUUGUCAUGCUGGGCUAUGGCACCCUGGUUGCAAAAUACUGUGCAGAGAACCCAACUUGCCCAGCUGAGCUUGUGAGGCCCAUCCAUGAACUUGCUGUCCAGGCUGUUGCUAGAGGUGAAAUUGAGGAGCUCAUUGUCGCUCUCAAAGUUCUGGGUAAUGCUGGACAUCCUGCCAGUCUUAAGCCAAUCAUGAAGCUCCUGCCUGGCUUUGGCAGUGCUGCUGCUGGUCUGCCCCUUAGAGUCCACAUUGAUGCUGUUCUGGCCCUGAGGAACAUUGCUAAGAGGGAACCCAAGAUGAUCCAGGAGAUGGCUGUUCAGCUGUUCAUGGACAAGGCUCUCCACCCAGAGCUCCGUAUGGUUGUUGCUAUUGUGCUGUUUGAGACUAAGCUGCCCAUGGGUCUGGUCACUACUCUUGCCGAUACCCUCUUGAAAGAAAAGAAUCUGCAGGUCGCUAGCUUUGUCUACUCUUACAUGAAGGCCAUGACCAAGAACACCGCCCCUGACUUUGCCUCUGUUGCUGCUGCCUGUAAUGUUGCUGUGAAGAUCCUCAGCCCCAAAUUUGACAGAAUGAGCUACCGCUUCAGCAGAGCCCUCUAUUUCGAUGCCUACCACAACCCCUGGAUGAUGGGUGCCGCUGCCAGUGCCUUCUAUGUUAACGAUGCUGCAACUGUUUUGCCAAGAGCCAUUGUGGCCAAAGCUCGCACCUACCUGGCAGGAGCUUAUGCUGAUGUUCUUGAGCUUGGAGUGAGAACUGAGGGAGUCCAGGAGGCCCUUCUAAAAAUCCAUGAGGCCCCUGAGAAUGCUGAAAGGAUCACCAAGAUGAGACAAGUUAUGAAGGCUCUUUCCGAGUGGAGGGCUAAUCCUUUAAGCCAGCCCCUGGCCUCUGUGUAUGUGAAAUUCUUUGGACAGGAAAUUGCCUUUGCCAACAUUGACAAAGCCAUUGUUGAUCAGAUUAUUGAGCUUGCCAGUGGACCAGCAAUUCAAACUUAUGGCAGAAGGGUGUUGGAUGCUCUGCUGUCUGGUUUCGCAGUGCAUUACGCUAAGCCAAUGCUGGUUGCUGAGGUUCGUCGCAUCCUUCCCACCGCUGUCGGUCUGCCCAUGGAGCUCAGUUUCUAUACUGCUGCAGUGGCUGCUGCAUCUAUUGAGUUCCAAGCCACUGUGUCACCACCUCUGCCUGAGAACUUCCAUCCUGCCCAGCUUCUGAAGUCUGAUGUCAACAUGAGGGCUGCCAUUUCUCCAAGUGUUUCCAUGCAUACCUAUGCAGUCAUGGGAGUGAAUACUGCUCUCAUCCAGGCUUCCCUGCUGUUAAGAGCCAGAGUUCACACAAUUGUUCCAGCAAAGAUGGAAGCAAGAAUUGACAUGAUUAAGGGCAACUUCAAGCUUCAGUUCCUGCCUGUUCAGGGCGUUGAUAAGAUUGCAACUGCACUUGUUGAUACUUUUGCUGUUGCAAGAAAUGUGGAAGACCUUGCAGCUGCCAAAAUCACACCAAUGAUUCCAACUGAAGUUGCAGCAAAGAUGUCAAGGGAGAUCUUUUCUUCAAAGAUUUCUAGGAUGGCAUCCUCUCUGGCUGGUAGCAUGUCAGCAUCAUCUGAAAUCAUUCCCGUUGACCUGCCAAGGAACAUUGCCAGCAAACUGAGAAUCCCCAAGGCCUUCCAGAAGAAAAUGUGUGCUGCAAUUGAAACCUUUGGAAUCAAGGCAUGCACUGAGAUUGAAUCUCGCAACGCCGCCUUUAUCAGAGACUCCCCACUUUACGCCAUUAUUGGAAGACAUGCCGUCAUGGUUGAGGUUGCUCCAGCUGCUGGACCAGUCAUCGAGAAGAUUGAACUUGAGAUUCAGGUUGGAGAAAAAGCAGCAGAGAAGAUAAUCAAAGUGAUUAACAUGAGCGAGGAAGAGGAAAUUCUCGAGGACAAGAACGUGCUGAUGAAACUCAAGAAAAUCCUGGUUCCUGGUCUGAAGAACAGAACAUCAGCUUCCUCCAGUUCCAGCAGCUCUCGUUCAAGCAGCUCUCGCUCCAGCAGCUCCCGUUCAAGCAUCUCCUCCUCUGUGUCCUCCUCCAGUUCCUCCUCUCGCCGCAAGAUGAUCGACGUUGUUGCCCCCAUCAGCAAGACAUCAAAGAGACUGAGCUCCAGCAGCUCCUCCAGCAGCAGAUCAAGCCUUAACUCAAAGAGCUCCUCCAGCAGCCGCUCGUCUCUUCAUUCCAGCAGCUCUUCCAGCUCCAGGUCCUUGUCCAAGCAAGAACUGUAUGAGAUGAAGUUUGCCAAAAACCACAUCCAUCAGCAUGCAGUCUCCACAGCCCGUGUCAACAGCAGAAGCAGUGCCUACAGCUUCGAAGCCAUCUACAAUAAGGCCAAAUACCUUGCUAAUGCCAUUACUCCUGCUGUGACCAUUCUCAUCCGUGCUGUGAGAGCUGACCACAAGGUUCAGGGAUACCAGAUUGCAGCUUACUUUGACAGAGCUACUGCCAGACUGCAGGUUGUUUUUGCCAACCUGGCUGAGAACGACCACUGGAGAAUCUGUGCUGACGGUGUGAUGCUGAGCUACCACAAGUUGAUGGCCAAGGUUGCCUGGGGUAUUGAGUGCAAACAAUACGAGACUGAAAUCACAGCUGAGACCGGUCUUGUGGGUCAAGACCCUGCAGUCCGCGUGAAGAUGACCUGGGACAAAAUUCCAACGAACAUGAAGCGCUAUGCAAAGGAGCUUUCUGAAUACCUUUCCCGCAUCGCUCUGGAAGCCGGAAUAGGCCUGGCAAAGGUCAAGAAUGUUCGUAAUCAGAUCAAACUGAGUGUGGCUGUUGCUUCUGAGACAAGCCUGAAUGUUGUGCUGAAGACACCUAAGAGGACCAUUUACAAACUUGGAGUGGCUCUCCCAGUUUCUCUUCCAUUUGGAGACACUGCUGCAGAGCUGGAAGCGUACCAGAGCAACUGGGCUGACAAGAUCACCUACAUGGUCACCAAGGCUCACGCAGCUGAGUGCACCAUGGUCAGAGACAAACUGAUCACAUUCAACAACAGGAAAUUCAAGAACGAGAUGCCCCACUCUUGCUACCAGGUUUUGGCUCAGGAUUGCAGCCAAGAGCUUAAAUUCAUAGUUCUGCUGAAGAGGGACCAAACACUGGAACAAAACCUGAUUAAUGUGAAGAUUGAAAACAUUGAUGUUGACCUGUAUCCCAAGGACAGUGCUAUCAUGGUGAAGGUUAAUGGAGUAGAAAUCCCCAUCAGCAACCUGCCAUAUCAGCAUCCCGCAGGCCAAAUUCAGAUCAGACAGAGAGGUGAGGGCAUCGCUCUUUAUGCUCCCAGCCAUGGUCUUCAGGAGGUCUACUUUGAUCUGAACGCAUUGAAGGUUAAAGUUGUGGACUGGAUGAGAGGACAGACUUGUGGACUCUGUGGAAAGGCUGACGGAGAAAUCAGACAGGAGUACCGUACACCAAACGAACGCCUGACUAGGAACGCAGUCAGCUACGCUCACUCCUGGGUUCUGCCUGGAAAGAGCUGCCGUGAUGCCUCUGAGUGUUAUAUGAAGCUUGAAUCUGUGAAGAUGGAGAAGCAGGUAAACAUCCAUGGCCAGGAGUCCAAAUGCUACUCUGUUGAGCCUGUGCUGCGCUGCCUGCCUGGCUGCAUGCCUGUGAGGACCACCGCCGUCACCGUUGGCUUCCAUUGCGUGCCUGCUGAUUCUAACAUGAACCGCUAUGAGGGUCUGACCAGCAUCUAUGAGAAGAGCAUUGACCUGAGCGAAACAUCAGAAGCCCAUGUGGCCUGUCGCUGCACCGCUCAGUGCGCUUAAUCUCAUCUUCAUUCUAUUCUAUUACAUGCAAGUAUUGUUGAAUACUUUUUUUGCUAAAUUUUAAUAAAUUGUCAAGCAUAUGAA
Messenger RNA from Dicentrarchus labrax (European seabass), 6102 nucleotides. RefSeq names its product vitellogenin-2. The coding region runs from base 940 to 6018 and encodes 1692 amino acids. Gene Ontology annotation, molecular function: lipid carrier activity. The transcript is spliced from 34 exons. NCBI's taxonomy places the organism in Eukaryota, Metazoa, Chordata, Actinopteri, Moronidae. The record is from RefSeq and is a predicted model, not a curated record. Gene Ontology annotation, biological process: lipid transport.